GCAACAUGGUGACUUCACUCCUUUAUUGCCAUACAAAUAUCCCUGCGUUGAAAACAGAGCCCUUUGCCCAGACAUAUCAGAUCAGCACAGGCUUGCAUCCGUUGCUCUGACAGCUGAUGCACGGUUCAUGAAAAGCAGGAAAUGAAAGUGCUGCCAGUUCAUGUUCCGGCUUAAAUCUUUGUGGUGUUGAUGACCGGCUCUUAUUGAGCCAAUGGGACUUUGACUGAGGCAACAGGCAGGACUGGAUAACAGGACUUCUUUUUUUGUAUGAAGCCGAGUUGUUUUGUUGGUUGUGACUGAGAAACAGUGCUGCUAUGGCUGACACAAACUCCCAGCCACCGGCCUCUGGCUCGUCGGCUAAAAUUGACCAAGUGCAAAGUCAGGUGAACGAGGUUAAAGUUAUUCUGAAAGACAACAUCAGCAAAGUGCUGGAGAGGGGGGACAGAUUGGACGAUCUGAUCGACAAGACUGGUGAUCUGCAGGCUUCUGCUGACUCGUUCCAAAGAACAUCCACGCGGGUUGCCAGGAAAUACUGGUGGAAAAACAUUAAAAUGAUGAUUAUAAUUGGUGUAAUUGUGCUGAUCAUCGUUAUCCUCAUCAUCCUCUUUGCCACAAAGGUUAUAUAAAUCCUCUUCCGUGCCCUUCCACCAGCUCAGGACUAAAAAAAUCAAGAUGGUGAAAUGAAGCUCACCUACAGACGGCUUUUAUUAAGCAUUUUAGAAUAUAGUUGCUCUCAGGACAGAGUCUCUAGUCAUUUCAGCUCGAGCUAAAAGACGUGUUGUAUUUCAAUAUCAAAAAAUGUAUGUAAAUUCAGACUUUGGAACUCUGCAAUCUUCUUGAAGCGGUUAGUCUACGUUAAAAGCUUAUGAUGUGAAGAUGAAAUUCAGAGCUGGAGAGCUUAAAUUGUUAGAAACUUGGCUGAAAUUCUUCCUUGAACACUCCAACAGUCAUUAACAUUAUUUCACAAAGGAUCACAAAUCCAAAUGAGUGUUUAUUAUUUUUAUUUUGUCGCAUUUCUUUAUGUCUAAUUACCUGUAUAUAUAUAUAUAUAUAUAUAUAUAUAUAUAUAUAUACACACACACACUGUAUGUGUAUGAAUGUCAAACUCUGUAAUAACAUAUGUAUUAUAUGACUGAUGACUAUGAUAAAGAGGAUAAAUUGUAACAACGCAUAUCAUUUCUUUGCUACCACAGUAAUGUAUAAAUGUGAUGUUCUGUUCCAAACAAUCUAACACUGCAGUUAUGUAAUAAAUGAAGCAUUUCACAAAAAGUGUUUGAGAACAAUAAAUACAAAAACAAGAAGGGAUGAAGAACACAAGCUGCUAGAACUUUGCAGUAAUCUAAAUAAAUGCAAAACAUCAAAAUCCAGAACGUUUAAGAUACAACGAAUACUCAGGUAAAUAUAGAGGAAAUGUGCUGUAGGUCACAAAGUGCUCUUCAUUUAUAGUCUUACAAUCAGCUAGUGAUCUUUGCUGGAUACCAUCAUCUCUCUGGCCAAUGCUCCACCAGCCCACAGCUGUCUUUCAUCACUCUGAAACCUAUGAAAAACAAACAAACAAAUCAGCUAUAGACGAACGAAAAACUGUGAAAUUAAUUUAAAA
This is a messenger RNA of Micropterus salmoides (largemouth bass), 1600 nucleotides long. RefSeq lists its product as uncharacterized. Gene Ontology annotation, molecular function: syntaxin binding; SNAP receptor activity. Gene Ontology annotation, biological process: SNARE complex assembly; vesicle fusion; vesicle-mediated transport. The transcript is spliced from 5 exons. Gene Ontology annotation, cellular component: plasma membrane; SNARE complex. The coding region runs from base 315 to 626 and encodes 103 amino acids. The record is from RefSeq and is a predicted model, not a curated record. NCBI's taxonomy places the organism in Eukaryota, Metazoa, Chordata, Actinopteri, Centrarchiformes, Centrarchidae.